Messenger RNA from Paramacrobiotus metropolitanus, 1731 nucleotides. RefSeq lists its product as uncharacterized. Gene Ontology annotation, molecular function: Rab geranylgeranyltransferase activity. The coding region runs from base 293 to 1585 and encodes 430 amino acids. The transcript is spliced from 4 exons. Gene Ontology annotation, cellular component: Rab-protein geranylgeranyltransferase complex; cytoplasm. Lineage: Eukaryota; Metazoa; Tardigrada; Eutardigrada; Parachela; Macrobiotidae. Gene Ontology annotation, biological process: protein geranylgeranylation. The record is from RefSeq and is a predicted model, not a curated record.
CAAAUGCGGAUCUACGUCCGAUUCAUGUGCGUAUGGAGAAUUGCGGACCCAGAAUUCAGUUUUUAAUUCACAUCGCUUUCGAAAUCUUAAUAAGGCAGUUCUUUUCGAAGCUGCAACUAUUAAAUUCCUUCCUGAUUCUGCUGUCCACUUGUUUAAACCUUUAGCGCCUGCCAACAUCACUAUUAGGCUAUCAGCUAUUGCUGCGAUGCUGGCGCAGGCUAAUUAUUGACGAUCUACGAACCAACCACUUCCCAACGACACACCAGCGCUAUGAGACAUGUUUAAAGUUUAAAUGAUGGCCAGUUUGAUCAGCAAUCUACCCCGAGUCGGCGCACCCUGGAGCGCGGUCCGGGCAAUCCUGAACACGAGACCGCGUAGUUUCGCUUGCUGUCCCGUUGUGUGUAAAUGGAAGGGGUCUGUCCGCGAGCAUGAAGACAAGGGCUGGUAUCUUCGUGGGAAACUCGAACAGCUGAGUCAUCACUUUUUGUAUAAGGACAACAUCAUCAAUCGAGCGAAAAAUGAAUUUGAAAAGACAAUUGAGCCCUUUAAGGCAUCUUUCUCCACUAUUAUCCCGAAGGACAAUCUAGAAGGCAUCGAUGCCAUUGAAGCGCUGGUCUGGUCUGAGGCUUAUCUUUCCACCCAAAAUUAUUUCUACGCCUGGAUGUAUCGCCUCGAUUUGAUGGAUCUCAUUUAUGGACGGCCGUUCCGCUCAACUGCGCUGGUCAAACAGGAGGACGAUGAUGCCAAAAGAGAAGAAGAAGAUAAUUAUAACGUGGAUGGAAGCCUGGAUCAGUUGUGCGAAUACGAACUGCGCCUUACAGAGCGCUGGAUUCUUGAGACAGACACGAUGGAAUUCGGGCUUUCUCUGCGUAAGGAACGCAAAGUUACUCCUCAUGGGUGGUUUCCCUGGUAUCAUCGGCGAUGGAUGCUAGCCCGUAUGAAAAACCCGGAUUGGAUGCGAGAGGUGCAGCUCUGGCAACAAAUGCUACAGGAAAGUGAGCGCGACGAGAAUCUGUACGACUCCGUUUGCCAGCAUCGGGCUUACGUUGCAAUCCAUGGCGAUGUCGCUCUGGCGGAGGACUUUAUAGCGCAGACUACCGCGGAAAUCUUGCGCAAUGACGCUACGUACACGGGGUGGGCCUACCGCGCCGCUGUACUGCCCAGACUGUAUCCUGGGCAACUCCCGGAUGCGGUAGUGGACCGGGAGUACAAACUGCUGCGCAGACGCUUAGUGGUCCAUCCAGCCAAUGAGCAGGCCUGGAAGCACUGCAAAGGCAUGGUCGAAAUCCUGCAUAACGAAGGUCGUACCGAAGCAGUGGAAAAGUUCUUGGGACUAAUAUAUAUUGUGCAAGAGAGCAUAGGCGAGAAAGGUUACAACGACUAUCCUGAUUACUACGAACCUGACGUCGAUAACAAACAGGACGAUAUAUGGAAGUUGUUUGCGGUGCGGCUGCUUUUACCGACUGCUUCGUGGCGUUUAUUGACACAGGAGGAUCAGGAGUUCAUCGGGGAUGUCGGACGAAGUAUAAUUUCAAAUGCAACUUGGGAGCGUAAACGGCGGCUGAAAGAGAAGAAGCCUUAUUGACUUCUCAUUUUUGCUGCACUAACUAAGCAUUCUUUUAUACAUUUUUAGCGGUUAUUACGAAAGUAUUUCUUACGUAGCAGAUAAACAUGGUUAUUGCUAUCUACAGUGACUUCCUCAAGGUGGUGUAAUUUACACCUACAGCCGAU